AUGCUUUGGGGCAUUUGUGUGAAACCGGACAGGCAGUGCAGCCAAAUUGUGAAAAAAGAUUAUCGUAUUUCACAAGCCACAUUGGAACUGGCAAAUGACGCAGAUGAUACAUUCCGAAAGGUUUGGGUCAAAAAAGGAAACAAGGCACAACUGAUUGCUUGUCUAAGCCGCUCUGUACCGAAUGCUAGACUCGAUUUGCUUUUAACAAUUGGAGACAAGGUGACAUUUUACACACAAGGUGCAAAUGAAAACGUUUUCUUGACUGGUUUUUACAUUCCACCUCACGAUGUUGAUGUCAAUUCAUCUGGAACAAACGAAGUUGAACACGAUAAAAUUGAAGAAUCAAACCAUUCACUCACCAAAGCAGCUCCUGUAAUCACCAAAUCUACAACUCGAAGUACCAUAAAUCAAACGUUUGAAUUGGAAGAUGGUUUUGUUGGAAAUCUUGAUGACGAUACUAAUUUCAACGAUUUUGAUGAUGCUACGUCGUUUUACAACGAAGAAGGAAAUGAUUUUAGUACAGCUAGUUCACCAUUCGCCCCAAAUCCACCCACAGUAUUCAGCCAAAAUUGUAUGGCAUCACAAAACACAAAUCAUUCCCAGCUCAAUCUCAACAGUGACGUUGAUCAAUACGCACAUGUUCCAGCUGACUACUUACAAGUAAGAAAUACAACCAACGAUUUGACCGAUAUCAAUCAACAUACAAUCAUUGCACAUCACAGCUAUGUCAAUAAUCCUGCAGGACCAUUUACAAAUCGUGCAAAUAAAAGACGUACAGAAACGGUAACAUCACAAUUACCCAAAAUACAAAAGACCAGCGCAAUUUCAUUGAAAACCCAAAACAAUGCUACUGUUUUCAAACCAAUCAAGUUACCGCAGCCACCGAAAAUUACGCCAACUCGAACAAACGAAAAUACAGGCCAAAAGGUAGUGUCGAAACCAAAGGAAAAAACAGUCAAACAGACAAAAAUUCAUGCAGCACAUGUGCCUGUGAUUGAACGCGAUGGAGGUGUCAAAACCCAAGAUUAUCAAAUUGGUGAUGGAGAAGAGGCAUUGAACGGUAAAUUGGUUCAUAUAAAGUACAAGUUGUCCGUGCCACCGUACAAAGUACCGGUUGCUACGUCGGAAACAUCAUUUAUUCUUGGAAAUAAUUCAUACAUCCAAGGAUUGAACAUUGGAUUGGUGGGCAUGCGAGCCAGUGGUAAGCGCUACAUUGAAUGCGGCCCACAUGUAGCAUUCCGUGAACGUGGUCUACCCCCAAAAAUUCCACCGAAUUCUCCCUUAUUACUGAACGUGGAGUUAAUUUCCGUCAAUUAA
Molecule: messenger RNA, 1317 nt
Organism: Contarinia nasturtii (swede midge)
Lineage: Eukaryota; Metazoa; Arthropoda; Insecta; Diptera; Cecidomyiidae
Product: 39 kDa FK506-binding nuclear protein-like
Exons: 2
Coding region: 1-1317 (438 amino acids)
Molecular function (GO): peptidyl-prolyl cis-trans isomerase activity
Source: RefSeq, a predicted model, not a curated record